Molecule: messenger RNA, 6723 nt
Organism: Coregonus sp. 'balchen'
Lineage: Eukaryota; Metazoa; Chordata; Actinopteri; Salmoniformes; Salmonidae
Source: the annotation of a GenBank genome assembly
UAUCUUCCCAGAGACCAGCUACGACCCACACACUAUUGGAAACUUCAACGAGCGACCGAUGGCACAGAUCUAGUAGGUAUGUGGUGAAUAUUCCUUCCUCUCCUCUUUUGUCUUCUAUUUUUCAGUCCAGUCUUGGUAAAACAUCUGGUUUCAGUGAUCGUGCUCCUGGGUGCCAGCUGCGCAGAACCUAAAUCAUUUGGGGUAUUGGUUUGUCACCCUUACCCUGCCUCUUGGGUCUUAUCUGUUAUGCGUCUUAUCAAGCGGUUAUCGCUUUGCUCCAAAGACAUAUUGCAUUUUGUUCCUAUCUGUAACGGUGUGUGUUUUUUGUAAUUAUGAAGAGGCUAUCUGCAGAGGGGAGGACAGGGUUUUGACACGGAUGGAUUCAACUCCUCUGGUCAGAGCGCGCGCUGUGGUUAAAUUUCUAAUGGAUUAAUACCUUAGGUGGUAAUGCCAAAAAUGUCUUAUCUAUUAGUCUAUAACCAUAAUAUAGUUUUCAUAAUGAGGAUCGAGUAUUGUGUGUUAAGUAACCUAGCCUUUAGCCUGUCUAUCAUUUUGUAUUAUGUUCUCAAAAUAUACGCGAAUACGUUUCAAAAUGAAACCAAGCCCCACAUCAAGGGCUAUGUUGGGUUUGCAUUGCGUAGUUUCCCAUACCGUAAGCUAUGGAAUUGGUAUGAUAUUGUUAUCAUGGUGGAUGACAUGUUUCUUGCAAAUUAAUAGUAUCGCUUGAAAGAUCAUUCAAAUGUAACUCUUUGGACCAAAUCUUUGGGAAUAAUAUUUGAGAUCGUAAUAAGAUUUGAUCACCUCAUCUCAUUGAUCCUUUAUGAUACCAGACAUAGUUACUGUCGAAUUUCAAUUGCACGACGCCCAAGGACCUGUUUAACAAUUUACAAUAUGAUAGACCCUUUUAGCCUACUUGAUCUUGAUAACAACUUAUUCUCUCUCAUUCCCAGGGCAGACAACAUCCUCACGAUUUUCUAGCCCUACGGUGUAUGGAAAGGGAUCCUGGAUGGACCUGGGCGAAAACAGCUGGUCCAUGGUCAAGCAAGAAGUGUCCAGCAGCCCAGGGUCACCGGCUGAACAGAGCUACUUACACGGCGGUCAGGACAGGAGGGACAGUCACGGCCGCGCGCACGACUCGGAGGGACUCAGGUCACCGCCGCCAACCGAUCAACUUGACUUAGUGGGACACCGGCGCGCCGAGGGGCCAGGCAGAUCAUCUCUACACUCCUAUGUUCACUUCGGACACGGACACCAUAACAACAACAACACUGCCCUGCCCACCACCGAGGAUAUCACGCUGUUCACGGAUUUAGACCAGGGCAACAAACUAAUCAUCUCUAGUGGAGCGCACCCACACCACAAGGGGGGCCUUAUAGUCGACCCCAGCGACAUGUAUCAAACACUAGCCAUCGCGGCGGCCCACCAGAGCCAGGCGGGGUACGACUCGCCCUCUGGGGGUUAUAUGCACUCCAACCCCAACUCUCCAGUGUAUGUACCGAGCUCCCGGGUGGGACCCAUGAUAUCCAGCCUCCCUUAUUUGCAAGCCAGCGGGUCGUCUCAGCCCAGCCAUGCGGUCACCAGCCAUUCAGUCUGGUCGCAGUCUACUCCGGAGAGUCCCUCCUACAGCACCGGGAGUCCUCAUACCUCCAACCGUUUCCACUACCCUCCAAGCCCGCCAAUGAACAACGGAGCGCCCAGGGAUAACGUCUACAGUAACCCGCUGAAUGUGGGCAGCCGAGACCAGUACGGCCUCCCACGGCCCCUCAGUGGAUCCUACGCCAGUCCCUACUCCCCGUAUGUUGGACCGCAGCUAUCCCAGUUGUCCUCGCCUUGGCCGGGAGGACCGUUCGAUAACACCAUGCUGCACACAUUGCAAAGCAGAGGUGCGCCCUUGACGAUUCGAGGACCCAAUGGAGGUAGGCUUUCUAUUACAAAAAUAAUCGAAGAAAUCUGCUUAAUAAUAUGGACUUCAAUUAUGUGAUAACUUUAUUUCAUACGUGCUAAUAUGAUAUCUAUCGAAUAGCUGUUGAUUACCAACGUUUAACUCAUGGUACAAUAAUUGAAAUAACCAUUUAAAAAAUGUCAGUUACGAGGGCAUGGGUGUAACAAGUGACGAUAAUUUACGAUUACAAGUGUUUAGUCCUAAGGUCCCAAUAAAUUCAAAUUCAAUUGGUUUAAGGAAAUUAUCGCAGGUAAAAUACAUGUUUUAUUGUAAUGGUAAGACAUGCUAAAUAGCUUCCAUUUUAGAAUAGCAAGUUAAUUAGGCUAUAAUUAGGCCUACACUCUUAGAAAAAAAAGGUUCUGGAUAGAAUCAAAAAGGGUUCUAUACUUGCUUCAUAUAUGGCAAACCUAAAGGUUGGUAGAACCCCAAUUUUGGUUCAGUGAAGAAGAACCUCCUGGGGUUCUAAUCAAAUAACCCUACAAAAUGAUUCUAUAUAGACCCUUUAGGGGUGUCAUAAAUGAAGCAAGCAAUAUAACCCUUUUUGGUUCUAUCCAGAACCUUUUUUCUAAGAGUGUAGGCUAUAUAUUAGUCAAGUAGGCUAUUAUCAAUUCAUUAUUAUUAUAUUAUUUGGUGCAUGAAUGAAAGUUUAGGCCUAUCCCUGAUAUCGAAUGUUUUAUAACGACUUCUAUGCCUAUCAUAUUUUUAUAUUUUCAUUGGUGUAACUAAAAUAAAUACAUUGUUGAUUACACCCUCUGACUGCACAUAUACAACUAGUAUGGAAACAUUUUGAGUUCCUUAAAGUAACUUAAUGCAUUAGACAUAGAUAAAAUAGCUAAAGUACAGUCAAAGGUGCAGUCUCUAAAGUACAGUCAAAAGUGCCUUCUCCUUGUGUAUUGAAUGUAUAAAUGUAAUAUGCUAUCACAUAUGCCUAGAAUAUACCUCAUUUCGAAAAGAAUGGUGAAUAAUCAUUAAAACAUUUUUUUUUUUAAAUAACCAAUAUACAAUAACAUAUUUCAUGACAGGUGCUCAAUUAAGCCUAAGAAAAAUCUGGGCUAUUUUAUGCCCAAGCACCUCUCUGAAGUGUAAUGUAAGUGAUUGGUGUGUUGCCUAUCUGUUUCCCGAAGAUAUUCUCGACGACCUCGGAGAGAGCAGGGAAUGCGUCAACUGCGGCUCCAUCUCCACGCCGCUUUGGAGACGCGAUGGCACGGGCCACUUUCUCUGCAACGCUUGCGGCCUGUACAGCAAAAUGAAUGGACUCAGCCGGCCAUUAAUUAAACCACAGAAGCGGAUGGUAAGCAGAACACGCUCAGGGGACUACUUAACCACUCAAUUUCCUGUCUAUUUAUUUAAAGCAAUGGCUUAAAGUUAUCACCUAAGAUCUCUAUACUCCUUAUGCUGAUUUUUUGGACAAACAAUUCGCUUAAACGGUAGACCAUUUUAUUGCACCCUCCGUUUGGCCAGCGUUCAUAUAUUAACAAGGUCAUUCUGGCUUUCAUAUAGGCAAUUUAGACAUGGUCAACAAGUGUAAAGAGGCUACGUGAGGAAAUAAAUUACUUUUCAGACACACAUUCUCCUGGCGCCAUUACGCACUUAUUACCCACACUAACAAACGACUGAUGCCUUUUUUCCACGAACUCCCUGACAAUGAAAUUCAUGGUAUUAAGCUGAACAUAACUGUCAGUUAAAUGGAUGACAUGAAUACGACCAAUAUUAUUGUUAGGAAAUUAGUGCAGAUAACAGAAAUAGUCAUAAGAGAGGAGAAUCCAUGCCCUUCAUAUCCAAUGAUGAAUUAAAGUGCUUGGAUCACAGCCAAAGAUUCCAUUAGUCAGGUAGCCUAGCCUCAGACUUCUCUCUAUUUCACGUUUACAGCACGCGCUCACCUUUGCUUAAUCGUAGCUUCAUAUCUUUAUGUUCCAGGGUGUUUAUCGUUGUUUGUAUAUUGCCUUUUUCCCAGUCAUCAUCCCGGCGAAUCGGCCUCUCCUGCGCCAACUGUCAGACGAGCACAACCACCUUGUGGCGCAGAAACGCAGAGGGAGAACCGGUCUGCAACGCAUGUGGGCUCUACACAAAACUACAUGGAGUAAGACACAAUCUUUACAUUAUGUCAUAACUUACCCCUUUUUAUUAACUUAAUGUUCGACGACAUAUGCAGACAAUAUUGUAACUGGCACGUGCCUAAUUACCGUGCGAAAUUGUCCAAUGAAUAUGGAGAGCAAUAUUAAACAUGAUCAGUUUAUUCAGUGUGCCUAAUAAAUUAUAUUUAUUAUUAAUAACGUUUAUAUUUAAAGAACAAUUGACAUGUUUUCAUACAUUGACAAAACGUGUAACCAAAAAACAUGACAGAAAACGCCGUCCAACGAUAUCAUGACAGACUAAUGUAGUCGUUAUUUUUGCAGGUACCUCGGCCGCUCGCCAUGAAGAAAGAGGGAAUUCAGACGAGGAAAAGAAAACCUAAAACUUUGAACAAAACCAAGGGAUCCUCUGGUAAGCAAUGGCUAUUUUAACACCUCAUGCACAGGACUCUCUCUCUCUCUCUCUCUCUGUUGUAGAAUUGAAAUACUUCGCUUUUAUGGUUAAUAUAUAUUUUUUAAUCAUUUUACCACAGGAAAUAGUAAUUCAGUCGCCAUGACUCCGACGUCGACAUCUUCUUCCAACUCUGAAGACUGCUCGAAGAACAGCUCUCCAAACACGCAGGUGCCAGGGUUAAUAAGAUCGAUCCAUAUUUUGAUUUAGCAUAUUCGAUUUGAAAACUAAUAUUCAGGUGUUAUACAAACUGACUCAAGGUCGUUUACAAGUGAGAUUCUACUGUUGUCCCCUGCUCGGAUAUGUCUUGUGUAACAAAUUAUGCACGGCUAAAUUAUUCCCACAAAUUUCAGUUAGCGUCAAAUAUAGGUCCACGGUUUUGGUAGAAUAGACCCACAUUUACUUUCAAACGAAAAAAUAUCUAAAAUAUGAUUUCACCGUUUUAUUUAUUGCUCUAAUUGGUAUUAUUUUGAAUGAAUAUUGUUGACAAAUGUAGGAGCAGGCAGGCUAAUAAUACACCUUCAUCUGAUAUCUUCGUGAUAGCAAUAAUAUUGGCCUGAUAAUAUUGGAUUCAAAAGUAUUGAGUCAUACAGUAUGUGGGAUGUAGCCUAUUGUAUCUGGUGUCUUCGGAGGUAUUUAAAGGCUGUCUCUACUGGGUUCUGGGAAAUGGUCUGCAUUUUUCAGAGAUGAUGCUCUUCGGAAUUGUGUCCUAAAACAUAGUUUCUGAUUUGUUCCAAAUAAAACAAUAUUAUAGGCCUACUUAAAGUACAUUUUAUUAAAGACAUUUGUCUGUUCAUAUCAUUUGAUAAAUGGGCCGGUCUGCUAUAAUAAUGUGAAGAUUCACUGCAAAUACGCCUAUACACUGAGUGUACAAAACAUUAUGAACAUCUGCUCUUUCCAUGACAUAGACUGACCAGGUGAAAGCUGAUGUCACUUGUUAAAUCCAAUUCAAUCAGUGUAGAUGAAGGGGAUAAGACAGGUUAAAUAAUGAUUUUUGAAGCCUUGAGACAAUUGAGACAUGAAUUGUGUAUGUGUGCUAUUCAGAGGGUAAAUGGGCAAGACAAAUUAUUUAAGUGCCUUUGAAUGGGGUAUGGUAGUAGGCGCUGGGCGCACCGGUUUGUGUCAAGAACUGCAACACUGCUGGGUUUUUCCAUGGUCAACAGUUUACUGUGUGUAUCAACAAUGGUCCACCACCCAUUGAGGCUGUUCUGAGGGCAAAACUCAAUAUUAGGAAGGUGUUCUUAAUGUUUUGUACACUCAGUGUAUAUCCAUCUUAGCAGUUACAAAUGCAGAUGUAUCAUUGAUAGGCUUCUGGAAGCCCUGGCUGUGACUAUAGAAAACCCAUGGAUAAUAGUAGGGUCGUUCCACCGAUUCAGUGCCUUUUAAGAAAUGUAACUUGGUCAAAAAAAGUUUGAUUUCACCUAAUUGUAACAUUCUGUCAUAAAGAGCACAUGUUCAACUUAAUAAAACAUACAUUUUCCCAUCUCAAGAGGUAAUGUAAAAAAAAGACUAUGGUAAGUGAAUAUUAAGUGCCAAAUAAAGUAACAGGGUUGACGUAACAUGGUUGAUGAUUUCAUCUUAAAUCAGCCAUAUAUCACCUUGUGACAGGAGGAAUGGAAGCUUGUUGUGUGAAACAAGGAGCGGCAAUUGAAUGCAAGCUUAAAAAUUAAAAUUGCUAAAACAUUUCUAGCUUUUCUAUCUAUGGGUAAGAGGGUUGACGUGUUAUGCUCGACCCGCUCAGUUUUCUACCACAAAACACCAGAACAUUUCCAAAAAGAGUAAAAUCAGCUCACUGGCUUUUACCCUAUUGACUAUUAGAUAUUCAAUGUUUCUUAUUCAAAUUUUUUAAGACUAGUUUCACCAUAUUUUAAAACGAGUGUUCAGUUCACGUAACAGGGUUCACGUAAUUUAUUGAAUUAUACAUGUGGUCUAUAUUUAAGGGUACUUCAUGUAAUAUACCAUGGUUUUAAAAUGCAAUAUUGGUGCACAAUUUCUAAUUAAAAUAUCAAAGGGACACAAAAGGCACUUAUUUUGUGGAAAGAUACAGUCAUUUGUUUUGAAUCUGUGACUAACAUUUCUCUGUCCUAUUCCAGGUCCAGUCCUCUGUCCUGAGUGGCCCAGUGGAGGGCUCAGGCGGCUCUGCCAUCGUGAAGUACCCAGGCCAGGAUGGUCUCUACACAAGUGUGGGCCUCACCCAGUCUUCAGAUAUAGCCGGCUCCGUCAGGGGAGAGCCCUGGUGCCCCAUGGCUCUUGCCUGA